This is a messenger RNA of Gopherus flavomarginatus (Mexican gopher tortoise), 955 nucleotides long. RefSeq lists its product as uncharacterized. NCBI's taxonomy places the organism in Eukaryota, Metazoa, Chordata, Testudines, Testudinidae. Bases 218 to 925 code for a protein of 235 amino acids. The transcript has 2 exons. The record is from RefSeq and is a predicted model, not a curated record.
UGAAAAAACAUUUGAAAAAAUUUCCAAGGCCAUGAUGGAGAAAGGCCACACCAGGGACUCAGUGCAGUGCUGAGUGAAAGUUAAGGAGCUCAGACAAGCCUACCAGAAAACCAAAGAAGCAAACGGAAGGUCUGGGGUAGGGCCGAAAACAUGCCGCUUCUACGCUGAGCUGCAUGCAAUUCUAGGGGGGUCCGCCACCACUACCCCACCUCUGUCCAUGGAUUCCGAGGUGGGGAUGGUAAUCUCAGCCAUGGCUGAGGAUUCUGUGGACGGGGAAGAUGAGGAGGAGGAAGAGGAGGACGAGCUUGCAGAGAGCACACAGCACUCCGUUCUCCCCAACAGCCAGGAGCUUUUUCUCACCCAGACGGAAUUACCCUCCCAGCCCUCCCAAGCCACUAGCCCAGACAAUGAAGCCAUGGAAGCGACCUCUGCUGCACAUUUUUCAAGCCUCCCUACUCCAUCCCGAAGGCUAUCUCAGAUAAGGUGGAGGAAAAAAAAGACGCGAGACGAAAUGUUCUUGGAAAUCAUGGAAGUAACUCGCAAUGAAAGAGCUCAUCUGAAUGAGUGGAAGGACAUGGUAUCAAAUUACAGGAAAGAUGCCAGUGAACGUGAGGACAGGAGGGACGCUCGAGAUGAGAGGUGGCGGCAGGAAGAUCAGAGGUGUAGGCAGGAAGAUCAGCGGUGGCAGGAUGCAACGCUGGGGCUGCUGCGUGAUCAAACUGACAUCCUACGACGUCUAGUGGAGCUUCAGGAACAGCAGCAGGGUCACAGAGUGCCGCUGCAGCCCCUGUGUAAACACCCUCACCACUCACCAUGUUCCACAUCUUCCUCACCCAGACGUGUAAGAACGCGUGGGGGAAGUCUUUGUGCACCCGCCCACUCCACCCCCAUGGACAGCCCAACCAAAAGGCUGUCAUUACUUUGAAAUAUUUUUAGUGGCCUUUUUCUUCCUUCC